Molecule: messenger RNA, 1940 nt
Organism: Acanthochromis polyacanthus (spiny chromis)
Lineage: Eukaryota; Metazoa; Chordata; Actinopteri; Pomacentridae
Gene: efhc1
Product: EF-hand domain (C-terminal) containing 1
Exons: 10
Coding region: 141-1865 (574 amino acids)
Biological process (GO): mitotic spindle organization; cilium-dependent cell motility; mitotic cytokinesis
Cellular component (GO): axoneme; mitotic spindle
Molecular function (GO): alpha-tubulin binding
Source: RefSeq, a predicted model, not a curated record
CGGUUUCCAUGGAAACCAUAAACUUUCUGUUGAGCCGUGUUAAACAUCAACAAAACCUGAAGGUAAAGCCGCUAAAAACUAAACUAUCUGUCUUAAUAUCUCAUACAGCCGACGAAAUAGAAAGUAAUUCAUGACUGGAAAUGUCUUGGAACUUGAACAACCACGGCUUGCCGUUUUUACCGGGAUAUACAUUUCGGGAUGUGACAAAAUCAUCCUUCAAUCGGCGUCAGACUCUGGGCUUUAAGAAUGGCUUCAGGGUCCCUCAUCGCCCCACUGUGGGCAUUGGCCACGAUCCUCUUGUAUCAGAGAAAUUAACUCAACAGGAGCUCAGUGAAUUGUGCUGUGAGACGCCAGGCAUGACUUAUGGCUCCUGUCCCCAGACAGCAUGUGAAGACUUCAUCCCAGCUUAUGUGGCCUUUGACAAAAAGGUGCUGUGCUAUCAUGCAUACUUUGUGGAGGACUUCCUGGAUUCCCCUGAAGAGCAGUACUGUGUGCGUCCUGUUGUCAUUUACUACUACCUUGAAGAUGACAGCAUGUGCAUCUUUGAGCCCACGGUGCAGAACUCUGGGUUAAUGCAGGGGAAGAGGCUCAAACGCCAACGUUUGCCCAAGAAUGAACAUGGAGAGCAUUUCCAGUGGAAAGACCUCAACCUCGGUAUGGACUUGGAGGUGUACGGGGUCAAGUACCACAUCACACACUGUGAUGCCUUUACAAAGGAAUUCAUGGAAAGUGAAGGCAUCAUUCUGAAUGACCCUGAGCCAAUGCCAGUGGAUCCUUACAGCAAACCUUGCAGUAUUUCUGUGCCUCAAUACACUACGCCCUCCCCUUAUUCCAACAUGUAUGAGUUUCCCACCAUGGAUGGCAAGGUGCUGUGCUUCUCUGCCCUGUGGGAUGACACUGACUCUCUAAACGGGGACACCAGGCGGGUUACCAUCACGUAUUUCCUGGUGGACAACACAGUGGAGAUCAGAGAGGUCGUUGAACCCAACAGUGGCCGGAUUCCCUUCCUGAUGCGCAGAAAGAAGAUCCCAAAAAAGUUCCAGCCAGUGCCUUUUCCCAGCUGUGUGAUGGAGAUCUCAGAUAAAGAAGUGGGUCAAUAUUACUCGCCCAAAGACUUUCAGUUAGGUCAAACGAUUAAGAUACUGGGCCGUUGCUUUCUGCUGUGUGACUGUGAUCGCUUCACUAAAGAGUAUUACCAGAGGAACCACCCUGACAUGGAGAUGACACCAACGGAGGUACCAAAGAAGGUUGACAAACCGCAAGAGAAAAGGGAAAUUCCUACCUAUAAUGGUUUUGGUUCUCUUGAAGACUCUCUGCAGAAUUGCUUGUCUUUGAUUCCUAAGCCUCCCAAAAUGAAGUUCUUGAAGAUGCUGGAGAACGAUGGAAAAGUGUUGCAAUACAGUGCCAGGCUGGACUCUCAGUAUCCUCAAGAUGAAGUCCGACGCUUCAUACUGUGCUACCACUUGUCCAACGAUAUGAUCAGUAUUUAUGAAAAGAACACCCGCAACUCUGGUAUCAUAGGUGGAAAGUUCUUGAAAAUGACCCGCAUCCCCAAGCCGGGCUCUACUGUGGAAAAUCCUGAGUUUUAUUCACCUGCAGACUUUGCUAUUGGAGCCACUGUGGAAGUGUUUAGUCACCGCUUUGUGUUGACUGACGCUGACCGCUAUGUGCUCACAUACCUGGAGUCCAUCUCAAGCCAGAUUCCUUCUCAUACGCUGGAUUCUGUGCGACAGAAGCUGGGUGUGGGGAUCUCCCACAACCAGCCAGUUGACCAAAACGGUAAAAGUUCAGCAAAACCCCUCAGUUAUCGUCUGUCAGUGACACCUUUCUUCCAGAGAAGCUGCAGAACUGUCUUCGUGAUGUGAAGGAAAUCCUCCAAGUGUGUGAAUCUAAACCUCUGCAAAAUGUCUCUGAACAUAAUAAACUCUGGAAUUCCUGCA